GUGUGAAGUUUAGUGUUGGAAAGCCAAGUCAUGUGUGGUUGGUGUUUUACGUUUCUUCUGUUCUUUGUGUCUUCUAUAUCAUGUAUAGAAGAUGACGUUUAUAAUAUUGGUGUUGGUAUCAGCGAUAUUACUGGCCCUGCUUCUGGUGUAGCUAUGAUGGGUUACGUUAAAAUAAGUCAAGUAACUUCGGGUAUUCACUUCAGACUCUACAGUCGUGCCUUCAUUAUCGAUGAUAACACAACACGCAUUGUUUUCGUGUCCAUUGAUUCUUGCAUGGUAUCCCAAUCGGUAAAAACUGAGGUAAUUAAAAAAUUACAAGAAGUUUAUGGUGACAUAUACACAGAGAGUAAUGUGUGCAUAAGUAGUAGCCACACACAUUCUGCACCUGGUGGAUACCUGCAAUACUUUCUCUAUGUAAUCCCUUCUGGUGGUUUCAUUAGAGAAACAUUUGAUGCCCAAGUUUCGGGGAUAUUCAAGAGCAUAGUUAAAGCUCACGAGAAUAUGCAACCUGGGCGUAUCUUCUGGAACCAAGGAGAGUUGUAUAACAUCAGUGUUAACAGAAGUCCCAGUGCAUAUCUAAGAAAUCCACCAGAAGAAAGGGAAAGGUAUCCAUAUGAUGUGGAUAAAACUAUGUCACUGAUUAAAUUUGUAGAUCUUCAGGAUAAACCAAUUGGAAUGAUUAAUUGGUUUGCUGUACAUGCUACCAGUAUGAAUAAUACCAAUCGUCUAAUUAGCGGAGAUAAUAAAGGUUACGCUUCAUUAAGAUUUGAACAAGUUAUAAAUGGUAAAGUCUUACCUGGAAAGGGACCUUUCGUUGCAGCUUUCGCUCAAGCUAAUGAAGGAGAUUCAUCACCAAAUAUUAUUGGACCCAGAUGUAGCUUGAGUGGGAAAGUUUGUGAUUUUGAAACUAGUUCUUGUAGCAAAAAGGAAGGUAUCUGCAUCUCUACAGGUCCAGGUAAAGACAUGUUUGAAAGUACAAAAAUUAUUGGGGAAAGACAGUAUGAGAAAGCAUUGGAACUCUUCCUAACUGCUACGAAUAAACUUACAGGCCCAAUUCAAUACGUUCAUCAAAAUAUUGAUAUGAGUAAUGUUGAAGUAACUGUUAAUGAUACUUACAAUGUUAAAACUUGUAAACCAGCUCUGGGGUACAGUUUUGCAGCAGGAACGACAGAUUCUAUAGGUGACUCGAAUUUUCGCCAAGGAGCAAGAUCAUCUAGCAUAUAUGGAAAUGUAAUCAGGGAUCUCAUCAAGAAACCAAGUGAAACUUUAAAAAACUGUCAUAUACCUAAACCCAUACUGCUUGCUACUGGUGAAAUGGCCUUCCCAUACAAAUGGCAUCCGACCGUACUCCCAACACAAAUUUUAAAAGUGGGGCAAUUGGCAAUUGUUGCAGUACCUGCCGAAUUUACUACAAUGGCUGGGAGAAGACUUAGAGAAGCAGUGGAAGAAGUUAUCAAUGAGACAGAAGAGGACAAUAAAACAAUAGCUGUUAUUGCAGGUCUGAGUAAUGCUUAUUCGUCCUAUGUAACUACGUACGAGGAGUAUCAGGUUCAGAGAUACGAGGGAGCAUCGACCCUGUAUGGACCUUACACUUUAGAUGCUUAUAUUCAGCAGUAUAAAAUGUUAGCUAACAAUAUGAUGCUAAGAAAUGAUUUAUCCGAAGGUCCAGAGACACCUAAUCUUCUUAGCAAACAGUUCAGUUUCAAUCGUAGAAUGUUGUUCAACAUUGCACCAUUUGGCAAGAAAUUUGGAGAUGUUCUAGAAGACGUCAAAGAAAAUUAUACGGUGGGUUCGACAGUGAAAGUCACCUUCGUUAGUGGUCACCCUAUUAAUAACAUGAAGUUGGAUGACACAUUUUUGACUGUAGAAAAAUGGAAAAAUGAUACUUCAGAAUGGGAAGUAGUGGCCACUGAUGCUAAUUGGGAAACAAAGUUCUACUGGAAAAAUUCGAAUAUAUGGCUUGGAAGUUUAGGCAAAGCGGAAAUAUUAUGGGACAUACCGGAAGAUACCGAACCAGGAAAAUACAGGAUACGCCAUUUUGGAACUAGUAGAAAUGUGUUACAAAGGAUAAAUUCCUUCGAGGGCAUUUCUAGUCCGUUUUUGGUUAUUAAUGAUUAAAAAAAUGAUAGUGGGAAAGGAGGAGAACGGGUUAGCAGUUAGUAGAAAUGUCUUGUUAAAAAAUAUUUUAAUUGAUUUAUCAUUUUAUGUGAUUUAAUAUUGUAUAUAAAUGGACGGUAAAAUUGUAUAUAGCAAAUUAAUAUUUAUUAUUCUGGAAUCAU
Molecule: messenger RNA, 2279 nt
Organism: Centruroides sculpturatus (bark scorpion)
Lineage: Eukaryota; Metazoa; Arthropoda; Arachnida; Scorpiones; Buthidae
Product: neutral ceramidase-like
Exons: 18
Coding region: 31-2118 (695 amino acids)
Biological process (GO): sphingosine biosynthetic process; ceramide catabolic process; long-chain fatty acid biosynthetic process
Cellular component (GO): extracellular region
Molecular function (GO): N-acylsphingosine amidohydrolase activity
Source: RefSeq, a predicted model, not a curated record